This is a messenger RNA of Ostertagia ostertagi, 441 nucleotides long. NCBI's taxonomy places the organism in Eukaryota, Metazoa, Nematoda, Chromadorea, Rhabditida, Trichostrongylidae. The record is from the annotation of a GenBank genome assembly.
AUGGACAUCGUUGACGUAGCUCUUCAUAUUGAGCCCCUAUCGGAUGCGAUCAAGGACCUCAAAGAACAAUUCAAUCUGUUCACUAUGACCUUUAAUGCAAAACUGGACGCCCUGGUUGAUAUCCUUAAUCGUCAGUCCGAAAAUGUCAACAACAAACUCGAGCUACUAAUUGAAAGGACUAAGCCUAAAUCUAGCUGUCUAUUCUGUCCUGUGGAAGACAAUAAGGAUAAUCACCCAACCGGUAGAUGCUGUCGAUUCCCUGAUGCUGUGUCGCGGGCUGUGCAGGCUGCUAAUUUACGCCUCUGUAACAAGUGCCUGCAACCGCGUCAUUCAGACGACUGCGGAAUUCACUGUGUGUUCUGCCAAGGAGACCAUAAUGUAUUGCUCUGUCCCAGGAAAGCCCCUGCUGCGUCGACCUCAUUUAAAAGAAGAAAGUUCUGA